Messenger RNA from Cadophora gregata, 1512 nucleotides. RefSeq lists its product as uncharacterized. The transcript is spliced from 4 exons. Gene Ontology annotation, biological process: proteolysis. NCBI's taxonomy places the organism in Eukaryota, Fungi, Ascomycota, Leotiomycetes, Helotiales, Ploettnerulaceae. The coding region runs from base 1 to 1512 and encodes 503 amino acids. Gene Ontology annotation, molecular function: aminopeptidase activity; metalloexopeptidase activity. The record is from RefSeq and is a predicted model, not a curated record.
AUGCGGUUCACUCAAUCGAUCGCCGCGGCUGUUCUUGCCUUCGUGGCUGCCACCACAGCCGUGUCUGUCCCUAGCACAGAUACGAAAGAAAUCCGGGCUACUAAGCCAUUGGUUGAGUCAAACAAACUCCGCCGGGUAAUGACUCGUUCCGCCCUCCUCGCCAAAGCAAACAAACUCCAAGAAAUCGCCUACGCUUCACCUGGUCGCAACCGGUUGAUCGGUACUAAAGGCCACGAAGGCAUUGUUGCUUGGAUCACUAGUAUCUUAGAUCAGUACCCUGAUUAUUAUACGUAUUACCUGCAACCACUUUCGCUGUCCGUCGGUGCGGGCGCGAAUUUGACGCUUGGUGGUGUCGUGGUUCCGGAUACUUUUGCCGUGGAUUUGGCUCCCGCAGGGACAGUUUCUGCGCCUGUAAUCUCGAUCGCUAAUUUGGGUUGUGAUUCGACCGAUUUCCCUGCCGAGACAACCGGCAAGAUCGCCCUCGUCUUCCGUGGAAGCUGUGUAUCCGGCACCAAAGCCCACAAUGCAUUCCUCGCCGGUGCCGUUGGUAUGAUCGUCUACAACAAUGAUGUUGGCACACUUGAAGGCUACUCACUCCAGAACCUUCCAGCUGAUGGAGGUCCAUAUGUUCCUACUGCUGGAAUCACGCAAGAUGUGGGACUCGCCCUUAAGGCUCGCCUUGCUGCUGGUGAGCAGGUCGUUGCGAAGUUUACGACGAAGACGAAUGAUAUUAUUACCAAUAAUAUCAUUGCUGAGACGAUCGAGGGAGAUCAUGAUAAUGUAAUCCAUAUCAGCGGUCACUCUGAUUCUGUUGCAGCUGGCCCAGGAAUCAACGACAAUGGUAGUGGCACUAUCUCCAUCCUCGAAGUCGCCAUCCACCUCACAGCUUUCAGCGUCAACAACGCCGUACGUUUCAGUUGGUGGACAGCCGAAGAAUCCGGCCUCCUCGGAGCAUCUUACUACGUCACUCACUCCAGCCAAGAAGACCUCGAUAAGAUCCGUUUGAUGUUGGACUUCGACAUGAUGGCCUCGCCCAACUACGCCUUCCAAGUCUACGACGGCGACGGAUCCGCAUACGGCGAGUCCGGCCCUCCUGGUUCAGCUGAGGCAGAGCAUGAAUUCGAGCGCUUCUUCGUUGAGGAGAUGGGCGAGAACUUCACACAGAUCGAGUUCGACGGACGUUCGGACUACGGCCCAUUCCUAGAGGCUGGUGUAGCGACUGGAGGGAUCGCGUGUGGUGCUGAGGGUGUCAAGACGGUAGAGGAGCAGGCGAUGUUUGGUGGUGUGGCGGGGGAGUGGUAUGAUAAGAAUUAUCACCAGGUGGGCGAUACGAAGGAUAAUCUGAAUGUCGGAGCGUGGAUUGUGAUGACGAAGGCGAUUGCGCAUAUGACUGCGACGUUUGCGAGGAGUUUUGAGCUGUUGCCGGAGAAUACCCCGGCGAAUAAGUUGAAGAGGAUGGAGCAUGCGAAGAGGAUGAGUGCGAAGGCUGUGGGGAGGGAGUGGGGUAUCUAA